ACAAUAUUUUAUAAAAACAUCCGGCGAGGGUAGAAUACGAUUGUAUCAUUCUAACGGAAAACGUACACCAUACGGUGUCUCGACAUCGUUUUUUAACAUGUUUUCGAAUCACGAGGGGACAGACUUCGCCGAGAAUCAUUAUUACAGAUUAAAUCGAAUAUUUCUCUCAGCGGUCAGUCUGUGGCCAUAUCAACACUCAAAAUUUACGAUAAUUAGUCAUAUCUUCCAUUUUACUAUAAUGGGAUCUUUCAUGUUUUUUCAGUUAUCAUCGUUUCUCACGUCACAAUUCACCCUGGAUCUCUGUAUUAUGGUACUCUCGUACACCGUACCAGCUUGCUUAUAUAUCCUACAAUACUACUCAUUUUGUGUUAAUCGCAAUGGUGUGAAACAAAUUUGGGAAAAUAUGCAUAAUAGUUGGAGUCUUUUGAAAGAUGAAACGGAGCGUAACAUAAUGCGACAACAUUCAUCCUCCGGAGAACUAUGCACGAUACUAGUAUCAUUUGGUAUCAUCAUAAGUCUUAUUCUGUAUGCACUCACUGAACUGUUACCGGUUAUUCUUGAUUUAAUUGUUCCGAUUAACGAAACUCGUCCGUACAAGCUCCACGCUUCGAUAGAAUAUUUCGUCGACAAAACAACGUACUUUUAUCCAAUUAUAUCCCAUUGGAUGAUUUGCUUGUUUUUCGGUUGCUUUGUAUUUAUGGCCACAUGUACGUUAGAAAUGGUAUACCUCGAACAUAUUUGCGGAUUGUUAAAAAUUGCCAGCUAUCGUAUCGAACGUUCAAUUGACAAAUAUAUGUCGAGUAAUUCUGCGCAAACAGAUCGCGUCGCUCAUCGAGACAUAAUCGCUGCAGUGGAUAUACACCGAAAAGCCCUCGAAUGCAGUGAAUUUCUGGCAAACAGUUUUAUGCCAUAUUUUUUCUUCUUAGUUGUAGUCGGCGUUGCAUCUGCAAGUUUCAAUUUAUUUCGACUGCUUAGAGCAAUAAUUUUGCGAAAUAUGUACGAGUUUAUCGCAUCAAUAUUAUUCCUUGGCUUUCAUUUUAUAUUUAUGUUUUUGGGUAAUUACUAUGGGCAAAAACUUACGGAUUGUAAUAACAAAAUCUUUUAUACUACAUAUAAUGUACAAUGGUAUAAGACUCCAGUGAAGGUCCAGAAAUUACUAUUAUUUAUAAUGCAAAGUACUACAACGCCAUAUAUUAUAAAUGUCGGCCACUUAAUUUUGGCUUCUAUCGAAGGUUUUUCUAAGCUCAUAAGCAUGUCAAUGUCUUAUUUUACGAUAAUUUAUACUCUGCUAUAACGGAAAAUGGACAACACGCGUGAAUUGCCGAUUAUAAAUUAUAUGUAGCUGAUAAAAAUACAAAGUAAAUCAUUUGCACAUGGAAAGAAACACUAAUUAUUGUAAUGUAUAAGAUAGUUAGUUUGUUUUACGAUAUUUUAUUCUAUAAGAUAACGAAAACAUAACAAUCAAAUGUAUGUGAAUAUAUGUGAGAGAAAAAAUAACACCGACACAAAUAUUCAGAUACA
Messenger RNA from Vollenhovia emeryi, 1521 nucleotides. Its product is annotated as odorant receptor 67c-like. Bases 98 to 1294 code for a protein of 398 amino acids. Gene Ontology annotation, cellular component: plasma membrane. NCBI's taxonomy places the organism in Eukaryota, Metazoa, Arthropoda, Insecta, Hymenoptera, Formicidae. The record is from RefSeq and is a predicted model, not a curated record. Gene Ontology annotation, biological process: detection of chemical stimulus involved in sensory perception of smell; sensory perception of smell. The transcript has 9 exons. Gene Ontology annotation, molecular function: odorant binding; olfactory receptor activity.